UGAACAGUUAAAGAUUUAUGAUGCGAAUAACAUUGAUGUUUGAGCUCAGUAUAAAAUGGCGUCACAAUAUCUUUUAAGUCAUAAAAGAUUUUGGGAAAAUGAUGAACCUAUAAAACUUCCCGGAAACAAUCCAAUUCCAAUACAGCACAAUGACUGCAUAAAAACAUUUCUGAAAUGUAUUCAAGAUGAAGGUUUGCAGAAAGCUUACAAUCGUUACGGAUACAAGCCUCAGGAAUCAAAUCUUUCAAGGUCGGUUGUCAGUACUGUACAUGAAGAUGAAACUAUAGUUGACGUCAUCGUUGUGGGUGCAGGAAUGGCAGGUCUAUCUGCAGCGUACGAGUUGAAAAAAGCUUGGCUUUCUGUGAAAAUUCUUGAGCAAACAGAGCGCUAUGGAGGAAGAGUCUAUACGUAUGGUAAAGAAAGUGGUCUUGCAUCUGGUUUAUAUGCAGAAGCAGGGGCUAUGCGAAUUCCUUGUGAUGCCGAUGGUCAAUAUGAGGGGCAACAUUAUUUGACAAAUGGAUACAUCAAGAACUUCAAUCUACCAAUAAAAAGUUUUCCAAACUACGAUGAAAAUGCCGUUUCUUGUAUCUAUGGGUUUUGA
Molecule: messenger RNA, 601 nt
Organism: Xenia sp. Carnegie-2017
Lineage: Eukaryota; Metazoa; Cnidaria; Anthozoa; Malacalcyonacea; Xeniidae
Product: L-amino-acid oxidase-like
Exons: 3
Coding region: 56-601 (181 amino acids)
Molecular function (GO): oxidoreductase activity
Source: RefSeq, a predicted model, not a curated record